Messenger RNA from Gadus morhua (Atlantic cod), 8732 nucleotides. It is a transcript of the gene shank3a, whose product is annotated as SH3 and multiple ankyrin repeat domains 3a. Gene Ontology annotation, cellular component: dendritic spine; postsynaptic membrane; postsynaptic density. The record is from RefSeq and is a predicted model, not a curated record. Gene Ontology annotation, molecular function: synaptic receptor adaptor activity; ionotropic glutamate receptor binding. Lineage: Eukaryota; Metazoa; Chordata; Actinopteri; Gadiformes; Gadidae.
UGCUGAGUAUCGGAGAAGGAGGCUUCUGGGAGGGAGCUGUGAAGGGUCGCACCGGCUGGUUCCCUGCAGACUGCGUGGAGGAGGUUCAGAUGAGACCGUAUGACCCACGGCUAGAGACGCGAGAGGACCGUACCAAGAGGCUGUUCAGACACUACACUGUGGGAUCCUACGACAACUUCACCUCAUACAGCGACUACAUCAUCGAGGAGAAGAAUGCAGUCUUACAGAAGAAGGAGCAUGAAGGCUUCGGUUUCGUGCUGCGGGGGGCCAAAGCGGAGACGCCCAUCGAGGAGUUCACGCCCACGCCGGCGUUCCCGGCGCUGCAGUACCUGGAGUCGGUGGAUGUGGAGGGCGUGGCCUGGAGGGCGGGGCUUAGGACAGGAGACUUCCUCAUAGAGGUGAAUGGGAUGAACGUGGUGAAGGUGGGCCACAAGCAGGUGGUGUCUCUGAUCCGCCAGGGGGGGAGCGGGCUGCUCAUGAAGGUGGUCUCGGUGACGCGCAAACCAGAGUCUGAGGAGGUGGUCCGGAAGAAAGCGCCCCCCCCGCCCAAGAGGGCCCCCAGCACCACGCUGACGCUGCGGUCCAAGUCCAUGACGGCGGAGCUGGAGGAGCUGGCCUCCGCCCGCCGCCGGAGAGGAGAGCGGCUGGACGAGAUGCUGGCCACACAGGAGCCCACCAUGCGGCCCCCCGGCCCCGAGGGGGACUACCGGGCGGCCACGGUGAAGCAGAGGCCGACCAGCCGGAGGAUCACCCCGGCGGAGAUCAGCUCGCUGUUCGAGAGGCAGGGGAUGCUCCUCCAUGGGGGCCUCCACCCUGGGAUCGAGAGAGGUCACAUGCCGGUGCCAAAGGGUAUGUCGAGGACCAAGUCGUUUGGUGCGACUGAGGAGGACCGCCUGUCGGCGUUGGUGGCCGAGCACCGCUUCCCCCGGAGCUCCUCCAUGACCGACAGCCUCCGGGAGCAGUACCCCCCCCACGCCAUCCCUCCCCCUCCUCAGGGUGCUCCCCCUCCCCCCCCCGCCCUCUACUACCAGGACACCUGCCCUCCCCCCGGCUUCUGCCCCCCUCCCCCCCCCUCCCGGACCCAGAGCCAGGGCCACGACCCCGGGGGCCGCUCCAGCUUCAAGCCGUCCUCCCUGGACCUGCCCUACGAGGCCCAGCGCCAGGCCUCGCACCUGGAGCGCCAGAAGAAGGCCCGCUCCAUGAUCAUCCUGCAGGACUCCUCCCACCUCCCGGUGGAGGCCACCGACAUCCCCCGCCCCGCGGCCACCACACCCCCCGAGCGGAUCAAGAGGAAGGGCCGGGUGAUUGACAACCCCUAUGCUAACGUGGGGCAGUUCAGCAUCGGGAUGUACACGCCCACUAAGCCGCAGCGGAAGAAGAGCCCCCUGGUGAAGCAGCUGCAGGUGGAGGAUGCCCAAGAGAGAGCGAGUUUGGCGCUGGCGAGCGCCCAUUCGCGAGACACCUCACCCUCAGGACGGCUGGCCAACGCCCACGGGCACACGCACACCAGCCGCGCAGAGUACUACCAGCAGCAGCUGGCGGCGGAGCGGGAGCGACUGCGCCUCCAGGGAGAGGCCCUGCUGCAGGGGAAGGGCCCCUUUGCUGCCGCCAUCGCCGGAGCCGUCAAGGACCGCGAGCGGCGGCUGGAGGAGCGGAAGAAGUCCCCCGUCUUCCUGUCGGUGGGGACGCUGGAGGGCCUGUCCGCCGGCGGCCCCGAGGCCCACUCGUUGACGCCGUCCCGCUCUGUCGACGAGCGCAUGCUGAGCCGGGAGCUGGGCCAGCUGCCCCCGCCGGCGCUGGCCCUGAGCCCCUCCCCCAGCGGCACCACCUUCAUCCACCCGCUGACGGGGAAGCCGCUGGACCCCAACUCCCCGCUGGCUCUUGCGCUGGCCGCAAGGGAAAGAGCCCUGACCUCUCAAAGCCAGUCCCAGUCCAGCAGCCCCGAGCCCAGGACUAAACAGGAGCGAGCGGGCCCGGGCGGGAUAUUCAUGGACAUCCAGACCAAAGAGUGUCAGCUGGGAGGGGGGGACCAGGCAUCGCCCCCGUUCUCCUCCCAGAGCUCCAAGGUAGCGGGCUAUGGAUCCUCGUUAGGGGCUAUGUUAGCCCCUCAGUCCACCAAACCGCCGUGGUCUUCGUCCUCCUCUCCGGUGUCGCUCAGACAAGACCUGGAGGGACGAGGGGAGGAGGUCAAGGAGGAGAAGAAGACCAUGUUGAUCAGCAUCCUGGACACGUCCCAGCAGAAGACCGCCGGGCUCGUCAUGGUGCACGCCACGAGUAAUGGUCAAUCUUUGGGGGCGGGUUCAGAACCUGAGGCCACGCAGUCCCCAACAGCCACUGAACAAAGCAAACCUCCAAGCCCCCGGGAGAAAUCCCCCAGUCCCACAGCCCCACAAAUACAACCCCAAAUGCAGGCCAAGUCCCCGGUCCUCCAUUCUGCGAGCCCGGUCCAACAGAUGGCCCUCGCUCAGGGCAGCUCUGAGGAGGACGUGGAUCCCUACACCGUGACCCUGCCUGCCGCCAUGUUGUCAUCGAGUGACGAAGAAACCCGCGAGGAGCUGCGUAAGAUCGGUGUGGUGCCGCCGCCGGAUGAGUUUUCAAACGGGCUGCAGGCGAAGGCUCAGGGGACCCCUUCGUCCCAGACCAGCCCUGCCUCCUCCUCCCCCACCACCCCUUCAACCACACUGACACCCCAAACCCCUUCCACCCCCACCACCCCCACGCUGACCCCCACUCAGCCUCAGACCCCCCUCCCCCUGCCGUCGCCCAGCACAGCGUCCGUCUCAGGGAAGCCCUCUGAACCUCUGGAGCCCCCGCCUGUGGGGGAGUCCGGCUCCGCCGCCGACUCCGGCGUGGAGGAGGCCGACACGCGCAGCUCCAGCGAGCGGGAGCGAGACCACCACCUCGAGACCACCAGCACCGUCUCCACCGUGUCGAGCAUGUCCACGCUCUCGUCGGAGAGCGGCGAGCCGGCCGACACCCAGACCACACACACCUCCUCCUACGACGGGCAGACCUUCAUGCCCGACAAGCCACCAGUGCCUCCCAAGCCACGACUCAAGUCCCAGAUAGGAGGCGGGAAGGGCCCGGUGACUUUCAGGGACCCCCUACUGAAGCAGAGCUCCGACAGCGAGCUGCUGUCCCAGCAGCAGGUGGCGGCGUUGGCGGCGGCCGCGGCCGGAGGGGCGUCAUUGACCGCCGGUGGCUCCGCGUCGGUGUCCGGGCUGGCUCCGACGAGGCCGCGAUACCUCUUCCAGCGGCGGUCCAAGCUGUGGGGGGACCCGGUGGAGCCCCGUGGGCCUGGGAUCGGGCUAGGUGUUGGGAGUUUGGGAAAUCUAGGUGGGCUGGGGCUAGGGUUGGGACCAGAUGAAGUCGGGAAACCAUCCGUCAUGGGAGAGCUGAGUUCAAGGCUCCAGCAACUCAACAAAGACACCAGGUCGCUAGGAGAGGAACCACUGGGGGCGUCUCUGGACCCUGGCAGGAAGUCUCCAGUGACCGGAGCCCGAUGUGAGAGGGACACCGAGGAGGAACUGACUGUGCGCCCAGGAGCCUGGGACAACUGUACUCUUCAGCAGUCUAGGGGAGCUCCAUACCAUCUCCCAGAGAAGCUACGCCACCGCCUACGCCAUCCGGCCCGGCGCCCGCUACCCCGCCACGCGCCGCACCCUGAGCCCGGGCUCCCCGGACAGGGGCGACCCCCACGGGCGCCUCCCCGGCUUCGGCCUGCCCACCUCGCCGACCACGCCCCCCCACACCAUCCUGAAGACCUCCAGCCUCAGCCUGCCGCACGAGCCCAAGGAGGUCCGCUUCGUGAUGAGGAGCUCCAGCGCCCGCUCCCGCUCGCCGUCCCCGUCGCCGAGCCACUCCCCCGGGCUGGGCUCCCCGCUGCUGGCCCUGCGGCCCUUCCACCAGAAGCCCCUGCACCUGUGGAACAAGUACGACGUGGGCGACUGGCUGGAGAGCAUCAACCUGGGGGAGCACCGGGCGGGGUUCCAGGAGCACGAGAUCGAGGGCUCCCACCUGCCGGCGCUCACCAAAGAUGACUUUGCGGAGCUGGGGGUGACCCGCGUCGGACACCGCAUGAACAUCGAGCGGGCGCUGAAGCAUCUGCUGGAGAGCUGACCCCUGCCCUGAGGCCGAGGAACGUGGGGGGGGGGGGGGGGAGACAGGUAGAGACAAACCAAGGAGAGGCCCAGAGAGACGCACCAGGAUGGAGGAAAGAGCCCCCUUCUUUUACUCUUCGCUCCGUUUUGAGCCCUUCUCAUUGAGUUACUCAUUCAUUGAGACCCUGCACUGAACCGUACCUCCCUCUUCACCCCCCUCAUACCCCCGGUGCAAGCAGCUCUAGGACCAGGCCCUUCAUAGCUUACAUGGAGGUCUGCAUCAGCUCCAACUACAAACACUUCAAAAGAGUCAACAUUUCAAAACCUUUUGUUAUUCACACCCUCGUGUCCUCAAAGAAACCCCUCUUCUCCUUUCUACCUCCCCCCCCAUCCCCCCUGUCGAGUCUAGGGGCCCACCACGCCGGACCCCCACCACGCUGCGAGUCAAAGAAGGGAGGCAAUCUAGUGUCUGAACGGAGAGUUCAGUGGCCUUUCAGAAGAGGUUUCCAGUGAUGUGAAUGACGGCUGAGGACGCUGCCUCCGCUCAGACAGAGCGUCGUCUCUACCUGGGGUCGCUCUCAGACCGCCACCUUGGAGCUCCUUCUGUAGAAGACCCCCGGAGAUCCAGCUUGGGUCCCAGGAUCCACACUGGGCUAUCUAUUAACUAUAUUCGGAGAAUGUUUAACCAACACUAGUGGCUUUUUACUUAAUCAAACACUUGUUUUGUUUUUGUUUUUUCCAAAGGGAAUAUUAUAGAUCUACAUAUAAAUAAUGUGAUAUACAUAUAUGUGUAUAUCCAAAUAGCUUUGAAAAGAAAAAACACAAUGUUACAAAGAGGAAAUAUGAUAAAUAAAACUGCACCUGUGUUUUGUUUCUAGUGUAGAGGGCCAAGAGAAGGUUUAUUUCGCCAAUACUUUACUAAUUUUUACUAAUUAUAUACAUAUAUAUAUAUAAAUAUAUAUAUAUAUUUGAAAUAAAAUAGUAUAUAGAUAUAUUCAAAAGAUUUUUUUCAAGGUAAACAAAAAAAAGUAUGACAAUGGUCAAACACGAUCAUAUAUAUAUAUAUAAUAUAUAUACAUGAUCAAAUCUGAUCUUUACUCAUGGUCACAGUAGCAUGGCAAGUUGCAUCAUGACUCGGAAAGAGAGCGUUCUUUGUGUUCUUUUUAUUUUCUUACGGUCUUCCUUCGUACGCAAAGGCAUCCCAAAAUGUGAGGCCACGCCCACGGCUGGUUCCCCGCCCGUUGCCUGGGUUACAGCUCUUAAAGUGGUGUGCUCUUUCUUUCCUUCCUUUCCUAUUUUUUACUCCAUGAGGGUUUUUUCCGCAGUGCACAACCAGGGUGGCCUCAGGCGCCGCUCAGGGACGGGGUGAGGGAGAGGGAGGGCCUCGGGCAUGGCUCAGGGACGGGGUGAGGAGGGGGUGAGGCAGAGGGAGGGGUGAGGGCGUGGCUCAGGGACGGGGUGAGGAGGGGGUGAGGGAGAGGGAGGGCUGGGGCAUGGGGGUCACUUGGUGGCUGACUUUAUUGGCCUCUGUUUACAAUCGUAUUCGGGAAGUAAAGGUUUAAACCCCCAAGGCUGACAGGUCUGAGCCCGGCCCCCCAGCCCCGUGGGCGCUGCUUUGUGGAAACAAGGACCACAAUGUUGACCUCCAUCUUACAGUGCUGUAUACGGCAGUUAUGGAGGGACAAAAGGAGUUCAUAUCUUAUCACAGGUACAGGUGGAGAGGCAGUGCUACCAUUUGGCAGCAAAACGGUCAAACCUUGGCAAGAAAUAAGCCUGGUACGUUAUUUAUAAAGAUAUGUUCUACUUUGCCUGAUUAAUCUCUCCCCCCCACUCCCUACAUCAGCUUUAUCAUCGGAAAUGAGAGAACAACAGAUCCCGCAGUGGUUUGAAUCGGCUUACAGUCUGUGCCUUGGCAGAACAGCAUUGCAGGUCAUUUAACUGGCACGCUUCGGGCUCUCAGGACGGGGGGAGCCUUCUGCCUGAACCAGGUCUGAACAACACACACACAAAAUCUGCAAUUGUAAUCAAAAGGAGUCGCCCCUGCAGCCAGUGAGAACCAGUGAGUUUUAUUCAUGCAACACAAUGAUUUGUCUGAUCCAGAGCCACUUCUCGAAGAGGAGCUGGGAGAUCCACCACUACCACUAACAACCACCCUAGAUCAACGCCGUCUGACCGGUAGGCCAAGAGGCAUGGCAAGGACGUUGGAUCUUUCCCAAAAGCGCUUUUGGUUCAUUUUAAUUUCUACCACUUUGGCCAGAGGGGGGAGCGAGGUAGAGAGGGAUUUGGUUCUUUGUAAUGUUGUGUAAUGUUGUAGGAAUAGCACUCACUGCCUCACUGUGACCUCGCUGAUGAGUUCCUUCAUUUUCUUUUGUAUUUUAGUGAUAUGAUCUUAAGACUGAGUUGGAGUUGAUUGGUUUCUGUGUUUGUUUUUAUUGAUUUUGUUUGGAUUGUCAUUUUUCCUCUUUGAUUGUUUGAUUUAUUGCCCUCCUACACUGUGGGUAGAUUUUGUAGCUUGUGGAACAUGAUACUUUUAUCACUACUUUGAAUUUUAGAGUGAACCAGACAGGAGAAGAAAAUACUAAUGUACUGUCUAUUGCAACAUACUUAUACUUGUAAAUAUGAACAAAAUACAAAUAUUUGCUUUUUAUAUUAAUCAGAAGCAAUGUAUAUAUGAUAGAUUUCAUAUACAUUUUUCGAAAAACAAAAAAUAUAUAGAUCUAUAUAUGAAUGUUUGGCAUAUAUGCAUAGUUAAUCACCUUCUGAACAAAGGUGUGCAGAUUUUAUUCUUUCUAUGAACUCUUGAACUUUUGAACUCUGAACUAUGAACUAGGGGAUGAUUUGCACAAAACAAGGUGCUAGCAUAUAAGCCACUCAUCGUCAAAGCGCUCACCUGCAUCUGGAAUCCCAGAAUCUAAUAGUAUGCGUUCUCUUCACCUUUCAUACGCUUUACAUUUGUGUGCGUGUGUGUGUGUGUGUGUGUGUGUGGGUGUGGGUGUGUGUGUUUGUGCGUGUCCGUGUGAGCGUGUGUGUGCAUGCAUGCACACAUGUAGAUGCACGUGUGUGUGUGUGUGUGUGUGUGUGUGUGUGUGUGUGUGUGUGUGUGUGUGUGUGUGUGUGUGUGUGUGUGUGUGUGUGUGUGUGUGUGUGUGUGUGUGUGUGUGUGAGAGAGAGAGAGAGCUUGAGAGACAGAGACUAUAGUUUAUUGAUAGGGUUUAAAUCUUUGAAAUUAUUCCACAAUAGCCUUACUGUAUCCCAGAGAGACUCCCGGUAGAGGCUGUGUAAAACAUAACACAUAACUCAAACAACAUUCAUGAGCAGCAAGUAAUUAGUAGUAGUAAUAAUUGCCCAGCUUUUUGUACUUCCCGCAAAGCAAUUUCACCUUUAAAAUGUGGAGUAGAAUAAUUAAAAAAUGAAUGAGCGAGAGGGAGAGAUUCGUAUGUAUGGAGAGAGGAUUUUGUGAGUUUGUAUAUAGUAGGCUACUCUCCUUCACAAUGUGAUGCUUUUACACUUCUCCAUACCCAGAAUGCAUCUGAGCUUUCACUCCACCACAGCUACCUGGCUACUCCUUUUUCGUUUUUCAGACCUUCGGUUUGUGAGUUUUAGAUAGUUUUAGCCUGUGCUUCACAGGGUUAUCUAAAGAGGAAGCAACAUAAACAAAAGAAAAAAUGUGCCAAAAAAUGACAACUGUAUAUUUCUUCUUUGCUUUACGACUACCUUAGUUAUAAUGUUCCUGAGCUAUUAGACUCAAUAAUAUGGUGCCAUCUCCUGGAAAUCUUGAGAACUACAGACAUUUUUAGAUCCAUUACAUGUACAGCACCUUUUCUGGUGUGAAUGGUCAUUUUUAUGUUUUCUGAGAAUCCCACGUUGAGAUUUGUAUCAAAAUCUCAAUCUAAGUCAUUAUUAUUGCAGGGUCUUGCGGAGGGUGUGGUUUAACUGUGUUCAGGGUUGUUAUACAGUUUGAAAACACAGACAAAGAAGAACACAAUACACCUGUUGAUAGCAGAAAGGCACGGAGGACACAACCAAGAGGACUCCUGAUUGUCUGUGUUUCUUCACCUCAGAGGCCGUUACGAAAACGUCACUCACUCUUAAUGAGUUUACCAGAGGGUUACUUUUGAGUUUCUUUUUUAAUCAACAAAGCACAAACUACAUGGUGUAGAGAGAGUGGCGUAAUCUUUUUAACAACCCACUGGAUUCUGAUCUUAUCAUCGGCCGGUGUUAAUUUUCUCAUCGUUUAUGAUCUCCUUUUUUGCACUGUGAAGUUUAGACCAGUGGACGUGUCUCCGCAGCGCUUCAGCCCUCCCUCCCCCCCCCGGUCCUACGCCCUUGCUCGACGCAGCUCAACGGUCAAACUAAUUUAAGAAGCUUCCACUGGACCAACGGGCCAUCGAAAAGGCUCCAUGUGGCUUUAAUCUCUCUAAUCCGUAAUCUGAAACCCUUCCUCAUACGUGGGAAUUAGUAAAAUAUGCUAUUAAUAUAAUGGGAGGUAAACGUUCUCAUUUCCAUGCAAAGCAAGAAAGGCUUGGGAAAGUGUUGUGGUUGAAGGGGGGGCUGUAGCCAGUUCUGAGAUAUAUCCACCACAGAGAUAUAUGUUUGUUAUCUUACGUAAUAAAUUUAUAAUUCAAAGUUUAA